ACAAAGGAUCCCAGAAUGACGUCCACACUAUCGCGCGGUGCGAUCCUGCCUGAUCCUGGCGAGCUGGACAGCGACGGUUCGAGCGGAGAAGAUCGAGACGCCAGGAAGCGUCUCCACGGCGACCUGGACAGCACCGGUCCGAAGAAGCGCCGGAAACAGACGACCCCGGUGAGGUUCCCGGCGUCGCUGAUGACUGGUGAACGAGCGGAGUCUGAGGAUGACGGCGACGACGACGAGGCGGACGUCGACGAGGACGUCGAGGCUGAGCGGGAAGGUAAGCAGCAGCGUCGUUCUCCCCAGGACUCGGUCACCGGUGAUCAUCGAGUAACGAGCAAGGACGAGAACCUGAAUAACGAAUUCCGCUGCCAAUAUUGUAGUCAAUUUUUCGAUAACAAGGAAACUUUGAAUCAGCAUAUAGAUAGCGAGCACUAUGUACAGUCGCGAGACCAAGUGCAGGUAAAAUUAGAGCCGAGCCUGGAGCAGUCCGAGAGUCCUGUCAAUCUGUCGGGACUCAGUAUAAAGAGUUUCGCAGCAUCUUGGUUGUCGGGCCAAGUUCAAGGUCAGCCACCGGGUCAAGUUCAGGUACAGAGCGAAGACUGGACAGUCGGUAAUACAGUGACACCCGUGAGCACGAUACCAAAUCAUCUACAGGGUCUACCGUUUCCUAGUGCCCUGGCGCAGUACCUUCCUCUACCUGGUUUCCCGCUACCAGACUCGAGCCAGAUAUCGAGACCACCCAUAGGUCCGGCCCCAGUAAGAAUAUUCAAUCCGGAUGCCUACUGCGACCUCUGCAACAAGGAGUUCUGCAACAAGUACUUCCUGAAGACACACAAAGCGAACAAGCACGGCAUAUACGUGGACUCGCCAGGUCAGCCAGCCACAGAAUCCAAUCUUGGUCCACCGGUUUACGGUGGCACGUUCACUCCUGGGAACAUCAAGAUGGAACAGAUUCAGAGGUUAGACGUUGCAGCGGUGCCGCCGCCGCCGCCGCCGUGCAUACCGACGCCCAGCGCCUCCUGCGACGUCUGUCAGAAGAGGUUCAAGAACGAAGAGUCCGUGAGGAAGCACAAGCAAAAGGUUCAUUCGGAGAACAGUGAGCCUGGUGAGAAUCAGCCGAUGCAACCGCCAUCUGUCGAGGAUGACCGGGACCAGAGUUAUCACAGUCUGAGCCCAGGAGCUAUGGAAGCACUUUUCAAGCAGGAGUUCGGCGUGGAGCAGGAAGACACGAGCUUCAUGCCGGCACCCAGACACCUGUCGCCGCAGUCGAUCCAGCAGGCUAGGGAUUCAGGUUUCAACGCGGACCGUCUACGUAGACUGGGUGUUAUAAAUCCUGAUGCCUUCUGCGAGAUCUGCUGCAAGGAAUAUUGUAACAAGUACUUCCUGAGGACGCACAAGAUGAAGCGCCACGGUAUCUACAUCCAGGACAGCGAGAAGUCACCCAGCAACCCUGGGGCGGCCGCCAGCUGGCACCAGGUGCAAACCAGUCCGCUGAACCUGAUCGUGACCGAGACGACCGGGAACAGUUCAGAGUCCAGUGAUAGACCUGGCGAGGAGCACGAGUGCAAGCCCUGCGGGUUGAGAUUUCAGACCAAUGGAUUGCAUCAGGCGCAUAGACAGAAGAUGCACGAGAUCGAAGAGCAAAGGUCACCCAAGCAGGACUACGAGGUCGAGAUCACGGAUCAGCGACCUGACUCCAUUUCCGAAGAUCUUCAGAAGCUCCAGACAAUGAUCCUGCAACUGAACGGUUUGGAAUCUAGUCGCGGUGCACCCUGUGCAGUCUGUGGAAAAGAAUUUGAAACCCGGUUAGCUCUCAGGAGUCACAUGACCACCGAUCACGGCGCCAUCAUCGAGGAGCCAACGUCACCGUGUCCGGUGACAGAGAAGUCACCGACACCUAUGGGCGGUACCGUCAACUGCACCGUCUGCGACAAGGAAUACCUGAAUCACGAUCUAUUGAGGAAACACAUCAGCGAGGAACAUCAGAAUCAAAAUCAGAAUUGUACACCGGCGACGACACCGCUUCCCCAGGCGGUGCCGAUUCCUGUAACUACUACGCCGACGUCGGCGCCAGCGGCGCAGACCGAGCGCAAGGCGUCCGUGUCCAUGACGCCAACGUCCAGCUACUGUGAGAUAUGCAAUAAGGAGUUGUGCAACAAGUACUUCAUGAAGACUCACAUGCAGAGGAUGCACGGGAUUGAAAUUGAAAAUGGGGCCCAGAUCGGUGGCGUUAUAUGCAAUAUAUGUAACAAGGAACUGUGCAGCAAGUACUUCCUCAGGGUUCACAAGCACAACACGCACGGUAUCGUCGAAGAGGGCACUUCCGGUUCGACUAAGCAAGAAUCCUACGAGUCCUCGAAUAGCGAAGACUCGGCCUUGAAACCCGAACAGUUAGGUGACCUGAGUCACAGAUACUUCACCCACUUCACCGAAGUGUGUCCGAUAUGCAGCAGAAGAUUUAGGAGUACGAAAUGGCUGAAGGCUCAUCUGCUGGGAGACCAUGGCAAGGCAGGGGUGGACAAAUGGCGUGAAUUGGAACAACAGUACCAAUCGGCACCACGAGGUGGGAGCAGCAGCAGCAGUAACAAUAGAUCGGCAGGACCUUCGAGGUCUGCGCAUCAGAAUUCUAGCCUAAAGAUACCAAACGGCCUGGAACUGGGUCAGCACGUUAAAUCUACCGAUUACACUGGUCUUGGCAAUCAGGUACUGUCCAACUUAUUUGGUACCGGUUCCGAGGAUCAGCAACUCAAGAGCUACAGGUGUUCCUACUGCAACUUCACGACGACGGUGCUGCCAUUUUUGUUCCUUCACGAAAGGUCUCACGUGAGUCCUCAGGGCGGAACUGGCCUGGACAACGACAGGGGACUCCAAUGUCCGAUUUGCUCCCAGGGUUUUCCACAGCCUGAACUCCUGCACCAUCACCUCCUGACUCAACAUCAGUUUCCCGGACUGCUCACGCAAUUCCAACCGCCGACGCUGAACAACAUCAGGCCUGAAAUAGGCGUCGAUAAGCAUCAAGUUGAAACGAAGGAUCAGGAUCAGAAGGAGGAGCGUCGGCAGAGCAGUCCUCAGACGUCAUCAAGUUUGGAGGUUAAACAAAAAAGUGAGGAACCCGCAGUCCAGGUGACACCUCAGGGCGCCUAUAAGUGCGCCCAGUGUGGCUACGCCACUGCCAACCUCAAUAGGAUCAAGAAGCACAUCAGGAAGGAUCACAAGACCCUCGGCGAUCCUACUGAUAGCGUGAUAACGGAAUUGAGCAAGACUCUCAAAGACGUCGCCAACAAGCACAAGGUGCCAGCCAGUUACGCGAUGCCGCAGGACAUGAAUUCGAAUCCCGACAGGACGGUAAUGCAGCCCUUCCUUAUAGAGGAGUGCGACCUCACGACGCCCGGCGAAGAAUCAAGCUCGGAGAGACGCUUCGCGCCGGCCCUCAUCUAUUUGCCUGUUAAAUCGCGCAUAAACGGCCCCUUGACUGCGUCCUUUACACUGAGUCCCGCCUGAACCCGCUUCUCUGCGGCGUUCUCGGCUGCUAUUGGCUGGCUAUUCAAUUGCCGCGAAAUACGAAAUGCGAAAGCAAAGAACGCGCAGGAUUCUCAAGAUUGAAAUGGCAGGCAGGUUAAACUGGGAUUUAUUAGGUAAAAAUCACAAAGCACGUGGGUUUUGGUUCCUAGGAAUGCGAGUGAGGUAGAGUGAGAGAGUGUGAAAUUCAAAAGAAUAAUAUUGCGAACUAUGAUGAUGAUUAUGAUGAUGAUGGUG
Cephus cinctus (wheat stem sawfly) is the source of this 3753-nucleotide messenger RNA. RefSeq names its product zinc finger protein 423. NCBI's taxonomy places the organism in Eukaryota, Metazoa, Arthropoda, Insecta, Hymenoptera, Cephidae. The record is from RefSeq and is a predicted model, not a curated record. Bases 16 to 3498 code for a protein of 1160 amino acids. The transcript has a single exon.